AUGUCCCUCAAGAUAAUCCACACUAGGUCCGAUGGCACCAAAGUCCCUCUCAAGGUGUCUAUCUGGGAUGCAUUCAAGGGUGUACCGGAUCGUAAGCCUCGGAAGGUCCAGCCAACCAAGUGUCCAUGCUGCGGGAAAGUUCACUGCGCCACACCCAAGCCAGGUACCAAGGAUGAGGUGAAGUCCAAAGACAACCACAAUACUAAGGGCAAAAACGGUGGCGAGAAACACGAUGCUGGGCUCACCGAUGAUGACCGCAUCAUCCUACGCAUGAAGGGAAACGAUCCGUCCGCGUCAUGGAAGGAUAUCAUGGCGGCAACAAGCACGUUCAAGCAUCCCGGUGAAGUGAAGGCGCGCUUCCGAGACAUCAAACACCACCUGGACGAGGAGAGCAAGGAGGUCAGCGACGGGAACAAGAAGAACGGCAAGGUCACGGCAAAGGAGGAGAUUGCCAGAUUGCGCAAGGAAGAGGGUCUGAGGAGGAAGGCGGAAAAAGAGGCUGCUAGGGAGGCCGAGAGCAAAGCCAAGAAGGGAGAAGAGGAGAAGGCCAAGGAAGAGGCUGCGAAGAAGGAGGACGACGAGAAGUCAACAAAGACAGCGAAAGCGAGGAGGGACAAGGACAAAAACAGAGGAAUAGUACUCGCGGCCAAGCACUUCGACAGGACCGGUGUGCGCAUCACUCCGCGAGAAGCCCUCAAAUUGGCGGAGGGGAAGUAG
Cladophialophora carrionii CBS 160.54 is the source of this 717-nucleotide messenger RNA. RefSeq lists its product as uncharacterized. The transcript is spliced from 3 exons. The coding region runs from base 1 to 717 and encodes 238 amino acids. NCBI's taxonomy places the organism in Eukaryota, Fungi, Ascomycota, Eurotiomycetes, Chaetothyriales, Herpotrichiellaceae. The record is from RefSeq and is a predicted model, not a curated record.